GGAAACGUCGCUAGGACUCCACCGUCACAGCACCGCUAACCGCUCACCAGUUGCUCCGGUGUCUCUCCUCCUCCAGCACCUCCUCCAGCAGCUCCUCCUUCAGCCCAACCUACAGCACCUCCACCAGUGUAACCUCCACCAUCCCCUCCAGCGACUUCUCCAACCGGUUGAGUGUUUAGGCGAGUGACCCCUUCCAUCCCAUCACGAUUUCUGAACAUUUAAUAUUCAUUUCCUCGUGAGGUAUGUUGGUCGGCAGCCGAUCAAGUCCAAGACGGGUACUGAUAGCGGCGGCCAUUACUGCUUCUGCAGGAGCUGCGAUCACCCUGCUGUUGGUGCUGAGACCCAGGACACACCCCGCCCUAGUCCGCCUGCCCCGCCAUGCCUCGCCUCCAGACACCAACGGUAUUCACGAAGCCCCCAGCGAUAAGAUGGACUACAUACCAGGCUGGCCCUACGGGCUAAGGAUCAAUGAACCUGACACCUGCAGGGACCAAGACGUGUAUCUUUUAAACGCCGUCACCUCUAACCCGUCUCAAGUGUACCAUCGGGAGAUGAUCCGAGAGAUGUGGGGCCGCAAGGACAUAGCCCAGAAGCUUAAGCUGAAGACUGUGUUCAUAGUCGGAGCCGUUCCAUCUGAGGCCACGCAGAAGCACCUCCAGGAGGAGAGCGACAAAUACCGAGACAUCAUACAAUUUGAUUUCCUUGAGACGAGGAAGAACUUGACUAUCAAGUCUCUGGCGGCUAUUCACUGGUUCAGAGCCUUCUGCAGCAACGCCACCUGGGUGCUGAAGUGCGACGUUGACGCCUAUGUCAACUUCUGGGCCUUACUGGAGGUCCUGAAGCCAGUCGACGACACAAACGACGCCGUGUGUGCUCGUUCCGUGUCAAGUUUCGUGUGUCGGGAGGUCACGAAUGAUGGGUGCUUGCCCCACUACGUGGUUGACCCCAAGGAUUACUCACACAACACGUACCCGCCGUACUGCCAGGGGUACGCCUACAUCCUGCACCGGAGGCUGGUGGACCGCCUCCUGCAGAAGGACCAGCAGCGAACCAGUCCGCCCUUCUGGUUAGAGGACGUCUAUGUCACGGGUCUCCUGCCCCGGGACCUCCAGGCCAGAUGGCUCAAUGUCAGGCGCCGCAGCGAGGUGGUGCCCAUGUCAGUGCGGCCAGAGUACCACAAUGGCACUUUCCUCUUCGUGCACGACCUGGAGGGCCAGAUUGGGCAAGGUGCCACCAAUUACGUCUGGCUCAAGACUCUCCAACACCACAACGUCACGCCCUGACCUCCACAAGGGUCAUUUAUUAGCAUUGGAAAUUGUCCAGUUGAAAGUGUAUUUUCAGUGUAUGUUCAGCGAAUUAUGGAGUACACUUCCCCUUCUCCGACCCACCUACACACAGAGUGCGUGCACUCCACACUUAUGUUAAUAAACCCUUUUUGAUAUGCCUGCUUUUCGAUAUAUGAGGACCAAGAGUUGGGAUAUGAGGACCAAGAGCUGGGAUAUGAGGACCAAGAGCUGAGAUAUGAGGACCAAGAGCUGGGAUAUGAGGACAGAGAGUUGGGAUAUGAGGACAAAGAGCUGGGAUGUGAGGACCAAGAGGUGGGAUAUGAAGAAAAAGAGCUGGGAUAUGAGGACAAAGAGUUGGGAUAUGAGGAC
Messenger RNA from Procambarus clarkii (red swamp crayfish), 1655 nucleotides. RefSeq names its product beta-1,3-galactosyltransferase 5-like. Gene Ontology annotation, molecular function: hexosyltransferase activity. Gene Ontology annotation, cellular component: Golgi membrane. The record is from RefSeq and is a predicted model, not a curated record. NCBI's taxonomy places the organism in Eukaryota, Metazoa, Arthropoda, Malacostraca, Decapoda, Cambaridae.